Salvelinus fontinalis (brook trout) is the source of this 1596-nucleotide messenger RNA. RefSeq lists its product as uncharacterized. The coding region runs from base 1 to 1596 and encodes 531 amino acids. The transcript has a single exon. Lineage: Eukaryota; Metazoa; Chordata; Actinopteri; Salmoniformes; Salmonidae. The record is from RefSeq and is a predicted model, not a curated record.
AUGUACAGUGAUUACCACGGCUGUCUGCAUCCAGCCCAGCCCAAUACACCAGGCCUCCCAUAUACACCAGGCCAGCAGGGUACACCAGGCCUCCCAUGUACACCAGGCCAGCCCAGUACACCAGGCCUCCCAUGUACACCAGGCCAGCCGAGUACACCAGGCCUCCCAGCCCACUAUACCAGGCCUCCCAGGUCAGUACACCAGGCCUCCCAGCCCAGUACACCAGGCCUCCCAGCCCAGUACACCAGGCCUCCCAUCCCAGUACACCCGGCCUCCCAGCCCAGUACACCAGGCCUCCCAGGCCAGCCUAGUAAACCAGGCUCCCCACGUACACCAGACCUCCCAAGCCAGCCCAGUACACCAGGCCUCCCAGGCCAGUACACAAGACCUUCCAGCCCAGUACACCAGGCCAGCCCAGUACACCAGUCUCCCAGCCCAGUACACAAGGCCUCCCGGCCCAGUACACCAGGCCAGCCCAGUACACCAGGCCUCCCAGCCCAGUACACAAGGCCUCCCGGCCCAGUACACCAGGCCAGCCCAGUACACCAGGCCUCCCAGCCCAGUAUACCAGGCCUCCCAGCCCAGUACACCAGGCCAGCCCAGUACACCAGGCCUCCCAGCCCAGUACACCAGGCCUCCCAGGCCAGUACACCAGGCCUCCCAGGCCAGUACACCAGGCCUCCCAGCCCAGUACAUCAGGCCUCCCAGCCCAGUACAUCAGGCCUCCCAGACCAGUACACCAGGCCUCCCAGACCAGUACACCAGGCCUCCCAGCCAAGUACACCAGGCCUCCCAGCCCAGUACACCAGGCCUCCCAGCCCAGUACACCAGGCCUCCCAGCCCAGUACACCAGGCCUCCCAGGCCAGUACACCCGGCCUCCCAGCCCAGUACACCCGGCCUCCCAGCCCAGUACACCCGGCCUCCCAGCCCAGUACACCAGGCCUCCCAGCCCAGUACACCAGGCCUCCCAGCCCAGUACACCAGGCCUCCCAGCCCAGUACACCCGGCCUCCCAGUCCAGUACACCAGGCCUCCCAGGCCAGCCUAGUAAACCAGGCUCCCCACGUACACCAGACCUCCCAAGCCAGCCCAGUACACCAGGCCUCCCAGGCCAGUACACAAGACCUUCCAGCCCAGUACACCAGGCCAGCCCAGUACACCAGUCUCCCAGCCCAGUACACAAGGCCUCCCGGCCCAGUACACCAGGCCAGCCCAGUACACCAGGCCUCCCAGCCCAGUAUACCAGGCCUCCCAGCCCAAUACACCAGGCCAGCCCAGUACACCAGGCCUCCCAGCCCAGUACACCAGGCCUCCCAGCCCAGUACACCAGGCCUCCCAAGCCAGUACACCAGGCCUCCCAGCCCAGUACACCAGGCCAGCCAAGUACACCAGGCCUCCCAGCCCAGUACACCAGGCCUCCCAGCCCAGUACACCAGGCCUCCCAGCCCAGUACACCAGGCCUCCCAGCCCAGUACACCAGGCCAGCCCAGUACACCAGGCCUCCCAGCCCAGUACACCAGGCCUCCCAGCCCAGUACACCAGGCCUCCCGGCCCAGUACACAAGGCCUCCCCGCCCAGUACACAAGGACUCCAUAG